Molecule: messenger RNA, 2116 nt
Organism: Bombina bombina (fire-bellied toad)
Lineage: Eukaryota; Metazoa; Chordata; Amphibia; Anura; Bombinatoridae
Gene: OGFOD1
Product: 2-oxoglutarate and iron dependent oxygenase domain containing 1
Exons: 13
Coding region: 8-1564 (518 amino acids)
Biological process (GO): peptidyl-proline hydroxylation; regulation of translational termination
Cellular component (GO): cytoplasm
Molecular function (GO): peptidyl-proline dioxygenase activity; iron ion binding; L-ascorbic acid binding
Source: RefSeq, a predicted model, not a curated record
UUGCAGCAUGAGUGGCAAACGACAAGCUGGAGUAGCAGGAGAGACACAAGGCAAGAGGGGAAAAUGUGAGCUAACAGCCGAGUUGUGCGUGUCUUUUAAGGACCGAGCCGUAAGAGAGGCAGCGAGGCAGGGAUGGGAAAGAAGGGAGUCAGGGAAGUUCGGCUCUCUUGUUCUGGAUUGUACCCCAUUCCCACAUGGUGUCAUUCGACCCUUCUUGAAGAACUCUGAGUUCCUGGAGGAGCUGAAAAAGGAGCUGCUCAGACUGAACUUCCACCCCAAAUCUAAUGAUUUGUACAAGUUCCAACAGUCAGAGGAUCUAAAGAGCAGAAAGGAAUCCCACAUCAGUUCUCUUAGACAUCUCUUAUAUGAAGAAUUCCGUCACUUUCUCUCAGAAAUUACAGGCGUUGAUCUUGAGAAUACCACUGAUAUUUCUUGUGCGCAAUACAACUACACAGAUACUCUGCUUUGUCAUGAUGAUGAAUUAGAAGGAAGGAGAUUUGCUUUCAUCCUGUACCUUGUUCCUGAUUGGGCAGAGAAAGAUGGCGGAUCCCUGGAUCUGUACGACACAGAUGAGCAAGGACAUCCUGGAUCCAUCAAAAAGGCUCUUCUUCCUACAUGGAACUCUUUGGCUUUCUUUGAGGUUUCUCCUGUCUCUUUCCAUCAGGUUUCUGAAAUUUUGUGUGAGGGAAAAUGUCGUCUGUCAGUCAGCGGAUGGUUUCAUGGAGUUUCCUUGGAAAGACCUCCACGCAGCUUAGACCCCAGGGCAAGUCGUACCACACACAUUCCUCAUGAUCAUGAGAUUUUAUAUGAGUGGAUCAAUGAAGUUUAUCUGUCUGUUGAUUCUCAAAGUCAGAUCCAAGAGGAAUUUGAAGACAGUUCUGAGAUUCUUUUGAAAAACUUCCUGAAGCCAGAAAAAUUCCAAGCUGUAUGUGCAGCUCUCGACAAGAACAACAUUGAAUGGCAGUUAUAUGGGCCCCCAAACAGAAGGUGUUAUGAGCGGGCAGGGGAUGUUCUGCCAGAUGUUCUGAAGUGUUGCAUGGAGCUCCUGAGAUCUGAAGCAUUUUUCCUACUGCUCUCCAACCUCACUGGCCUUAAGCUUCACUUCUUAGCUGAUAAUGAAUCUGAUGAAGAGGAGGGAUCUUCAGAACAAAGCUCUGCGGCUCUUUUGCAGGGAGCAAACGCAGAAGGAAGUCCAUCUGAUGCUACUGUACAAGGUGAGCGUGUUCCUACGUGUAGUGGUGAGCUCAGACGCUGGUCACAUGGCCACUACACCAUGAUUCAUGACCAUGAUCCUGAGAGGCAUGAGUUUGCACUUGAUUUGUUGCUUUUCUGUGGAUGUGAAGACUGGAAAUCGGAGUAUGGAGGAUUUACUUCAUACAUUGCUAAGGAAGAAGAUGAGGAGUUGCUCACAGUUUACCCAGAGGACAACUGUUUGGCAUUGAUUUACAGGGACAAAGAAACAAUGAGAUUUGUAAAGCACAUUAACCACAAGAGUCUGCAGCGGGAAGUAAUUCAUCCAAACCGAAAAGGAUUCUGGGACUUUGCUUUUGUUUAUUAUGAGUAAGAACUCUAAAUGAAUUGAGAUUUUGGACACUAAAAGGAGUGACUAAUAUAAAAAGCUGUUUUAUGAGCUUUAUGCCCAACAUGUCCUGCUAUGGAGUGAGUUGUGAAUCAGUGUCACCACAAGGGAAAGGAUAAUAAAAUCAUGCAGAAUGUAAAUAUAUAUAAAUUUUAUAAAAAAAUAUUUUUGAGAACUUACUAUAACUCUGUUGAAAAAAAAAAUGUUGUAGGUUAUCCAAAGUACCCCUAAGAACACUGACACAUGGAUUUGUUGUUAAAAUGUCAAAGAAAAAAAGGUAAAUAUGUUCAGUUUGUGAACAGCUGGGCCACUAAAUACAUUUCUCACUGGCUAAAAAGGAGAGCCCCCAUAGGACCCUUACAUGCCCCACAAGCAUUACAAAAGUGUUUUGUUUUUUGAUCCCUCAGCACAGGGACAUCAUUUUUCAUUAAAAAGAAAAGGUUUUAAAACAUUUUGAAAAUGAUGUUAUUUUGAUGCAGCCUCAAUGUAUGUUUAAGUCAAGCAAUAUUAUUUUUAAAUAGAGUAACUCAAAUGUAA